AUGCAGACACACCUACUGUUGAGAGAGUAUCCGAGAGCACUAGCAUUACGACCUACAGUCCUUGAAGAAGCUCCUUCUGGAGUUCUUGUUUUGCAAGCACAUGAGGAACAACAAAACAAGGCGAUUGCUAAACUGUAUAGUCCUAAUGAAUUUGAAGAUUCCGAAUGGCGCAUAUUGAAUUCACGUCCUGUCUUUGGUUGCUUGGGACUCAUUACGGUUCAAUCAGAUUGCUUUGUGGCUAUUGUUACAGACUGUGUGUCAGUAGGAAGGAUAAGAGCUGGAGAAGAGGUAUAUAAGAUCCAGUCUGUAUCAUUCUAUUCACUAUCAUCUGGGAGAUAUGAUGACUUUAUGGAUUUCUCAUACAACAACGGAUAUGACAGUGAUGACUUUGAUAACAACGUGCAGCAUCCGUGUGCUCAAUUACAAAAACUAUUAUCAGUUGGCAAUUUCUAUUUUACACCUGAUUUUGAUCUAACAAAGACAGUGCAAGCAAGAACUUCAGUUGCUUCAUCUGGUGUUUAUUCUUUUGAUCAGCAUUUUUUGUGGAACCAAUUCAUGAUCUCUGGUUUGCUUGAAUUUAGGUCAAAGCUGGAUAGGAAAAAGCAAAUGGAUCUCGACAGAGGAGGAUUUUUGAUAUUCGCAAUUAGAGGAUAUGUGGGGGUAGAAACAAUAAGAAUAGACCAUGAUCGAUAUGAGUUAUCAGUUAUUUCCAAAUUAAGCUGUCAGCGUGCUGGAACCCGAUUUAACUCGAGAGGAAUAGAUGACAAUGGUCAUGUAGCUAAUUUUGUAGAGACAGAAACAAUAUUUUACUCUGAUAGAAUAUGUUAUUCAUACACACAAAUUAGAGGAAGCGUUCCAGUAUUCUGGGAACAACAAGGCAUGCAGUUAGUACAGCACAAGAUACAAAUUUCAAGAGGACCAGGAGCAACACUCCCAGCAGUCAAACGACACUUUGACGAAUUAAUCAACCGUUAUAAGCACGUCUGCAACGUUAAUCUUUUAUCACAAAAGGAAGGCACAGCAUCUGGAGAAAGUCUACUGAGCACUGCGUUCAACACAGCCAUUCACCAACUUAAAGGCUACGAAGACAAGGUUCGCAUGAUCAAUUUUGACCUUCACGCAGAAUGUCGAGGCGGCAACUAUGAUAAUGUGGUGUACCUGAUGAACGACUUGGAAAGCAUUAUAGACGAAUAUGGUUAUUUCUUGAUGGAUACAGAGGAUAAUCAAAUCGUGUGUAAGCAAAAAGGCGUCUUUCGUACCAAUUGCAUGGACUGUUUGGAUCGCACAAAUCUUGUUCAAAACGAGAUUUCGAAACGAUUACUACUCAAUUACUUGUACAGUCGCUUUAGAAACAGUCGAUCUUCCCAAAUUGAACAUCUUAUGGCGCGUCAUUCACACUUAUGGGCAGAGAAUGGUGAUGGGCUCUCCAAGAUAUACGCAGGCACAGGUGCCCUAAAAUCAUCCUUUACCAGAACGGGUAAAGUGACGUUUAUGAACGUACUUAGUGACGCCACUCGAUCCGUCAACAGAUUCUAUAUCAAUAAUUUCCAGGAUAAGGCCAGACAGGAAGUUAUCGAUUUAUUGCUGGGUAAAUUAGCAAAUCAAAUGAUGAUUGCUAUACAUGACCCACUCAGCGAUUCUGUCACACAGCAACUGACAAAGAGAGUGAAGGAGUAUUCAAAGAGUCGAAAAAUAACCAUACUAUGUGGGUCAUAUAAUUUGAAUGGAAGGGCAUUUAAAGGGGAAUUAUUAGAUUCAUGGCUACUACAGCACUUUAAAUCGGGAAACACCGAAGAGCCUGAUAUCUACGCCAUUGGAUUUCAAGAAAUAGUUGAGCUAUCACCUCAGCAAGUGAUGGCGACAGACGCCGAAACAAGAAAAGUGUGGGAAGAUCAAAUUGAGCAUACCUUAAACUCACGGCCAGGAGGGAAAUCAAAGUACACACUGCUUCGGUCAAAUCAACUAGUAGGGGCUGCUCUCGUUAUCUUUGCAAAAUCAAGUAUUGUGGACGAAAUUAGAAAUGUAGAAAGUUCGAUAAAGAAGACGGGUAUUAUGGGAAUGGCAGGAAAUAAAGGGGCAGUGGCCAUUCGUAUGGAUUAUGGUGAUACUAGUUUUUGCUUUGUUGCAGCACAUUUUGCUUCAGGUCAAGCUAAUGUGGAGGAUCGCAAUAGUGACUUUUAUACCAUUAACGAAGGCCUGCGCUUCUUGAGGGGAAGAACGAUAGAUAGUCAUGACAAUAUUGUAUGGGUUAGUGAUCUCAAUUACAGAGUAUCUUUAUCUAACUUAGAGGCAAGUCGUCAUGCUCGAGAAUAUGUAUAUCAAGGAAAUAUCGAAGCGUUACUCCAUCAUGAUCAGCUUAUACGUGAAAUGAACCAAGGCAAUGUCUUUCCAGGAUAUAAAGAGGGUUUGAUCACCUUUUUACCUACUUACAAGUACGAUGUUGGCACAGACAUCUAUGAUACCAGUGAAAAGCAAAGAAUACCAGGAUGGACGGAUCGUAUUUUGUAUAAAGGAGGUCAGUUAAGACAGCUUCAAUACUCUAGAGCAGAACUGUAUACCUCAGAUCAUAGACCAGUAUUUGCAUUAUUUGAAGCAGAUGUCAUCACAUUAGAUAAAGAAGCUAAAUUCAAGUUACAAAAAGAGAUUUACCAGAGUUUGAGUUCAAUUGAGGUCCGACAGCAUCCACCUGAACUGCCCAAGAGAAAGAUGACUGCACCUUUGCCUGCUACGAAAGAUCCACUUGUAGAUGUUCUUAUUGACAUUUCACUUGAUUCUCCGUCACAACGCUUGCCACCACCUAGUACAGACAUAAGGAAAUGGUGGGAAGACGGAGAAGGUCUACCAAAGGCAGACAAGAGUCAAGUCAAUACUCAAAAUCCAUUUGAAGAAGGCUUGAGUAAUAGUCAUCUAACAGAUGGUUCACUGAUUUAG
Rhizopus microsporus ATCC 52813 is the source of this 2931-nucleotide messenger RNA. RefSeq names its product DNase I-like protein. The coding region runs from base 1 to 2931 and encodes 976 amino acids. Gene Ontology annotation, biological process: phosphatidylinositol dephosphorylation. NCBI's taxonomy places the organism in Eukaryota, Fungi, Mucoromycota, Mucoromycetes, Mucorales, Rhizopodaceae. The transcript has 18 exons. The record is from RefSeq and is a predicted model, not a curated record. Gene Ontology annotation, molecular function: phosphatidylinositol-4,5-bisphosphate 5-phosphatase activity; phosphatidylinositol-3,5-bisphosphate 5-phosphatase activity. Gene Ontology annotation, cellular component: cytoplasm; membrane.